CAUUUCUCACAUCACCUGUUCACAAGGGAAGACUUUUAGAGCUUAUCUAUCAGCCUCAGGACUUGACGGAGACUGAAGACACAACCCUAUAAUUUCAUGGCAACCCUAAACCCCAGCAAUGACUGCUCAGACUCAGAGCAGUCCCAUUUGAAAAUGAAUUCGAUGGAGAGUCACGCAGGGAGUGAUCUCCCUGCUUCCCACACCUUCCACAAAGAGACCAAAGCCCCCUCCAAAGGUUGUAUCUGUUGCCGUGAGACGACAACCUUCUAUGACGGAUGUGUUGUAGGUUCUUCAGUCAACAACCUCCCUAUGAUUGAAGAACCAGAUGACACACAAACUCUAGGAAGAUACAUGGACAACAAAUACAGCAUUGAGGACAACCCAAACCAUGUGUGUACACCAAGCACUGAUGUGGAAGGGAAUGAGGACACAGACUCAGACAGUGAAGGCACAGGAGCUGAUCAGAUUGUCACUGCCAAUGACCUGCAGAUAAAUAUGAAUUCAACAUACAGAGGGCAACAGAUUGACCCCACGGAUGGUUGGCCAGAAAGUCAGCUUGUCAUUCUUGAACCCCCUGAGAAACGUAAAAAAGAUCGUAACAAUGAGGAGAACAAAGAAGAAAGUGAAUAUCAGGAAGCUAAUAAACAAGUUGAAAACUGUGAAAACCAAGCUGAGGGCAUGCUAAUGCAAUCAACUGAACAAGAAAAAAAGGACACCGAAAAACAGAACACCAAAGAAACCCAGAGUAAUGAAGAAGUAUAUGCAGAGCUUCAUGAACAAAUUCAGGUGUAUGAAAGACCUGAUAACACCAUGCUACCUGAUUCUCAUGAGGACGACAGAAAAGAGCAGAAUGAGAACCACAAGGAGAAGGAAGAAAUACAAAACAAUGAAGAAUAUCAGGAACCUGGUAAAUAAAAUCAGAACAAUAACAAAGCUGAUGACCUCCUGCUUCAGGGACUCCCUGAGAAAGAUUUCCACCUGGGCAGCAGUGCCCCUCCUCAUCCGGCUCAGGUCCCUUGUGAAGAACACCAUACACACGAGGACCUGCCUAACUGCAAACCACAGGAAAAUACAGAAGUCACCCAGGUCUCAGAGAUGCCAGUGACGGUCAAGGAAGAUGAACUUGCUGAGCAGAAGCUGAAGACCAGCACCAAGGAGUCCUCCUGGGUCUCCUCGGGGCAGUCAGAGGAGGGCGCCACUCGGUCUGACACACAAACCACUGUAUGAACUUGAGGCAGGCCUUCCACUGGCUCCAGAAAAGAGUCCUCACUUGUUUGGGGAGGAGAGUGAGGGUCAGCAGCCCAUGAAAAACCCCAACCAAGAAAAAUCUUCAUACCUCUGAGUAUAUUCACCCCAAAGAAACCCCCACUGAUUAGCAUAAUCCCAA
Molecule: messenger RNA, 1387 nt
Organism: Heterocephalus glaber (naked mole-rat)
Lineage: Eukaryota; Metazoa; Chordata; Mammalia; Rodentia; Bathyergidae
Source: RefSeq, a predicted model, not a curated record